UUACCAUUGAAAGGAACGAUCAAGUGUUUUCAACAUGUAGUGGCACAGUUACUUUACAUGAAGAAGCAUAUAAAAGUUGUCGUGUUUUGAUAUUUUAUCGUCUAGUAUACUUGUACUUGUAACCUUAAAAAUGUUGUUUACUCUACUGUUGUUGUUGUGCUGUUUUUCGUGUUCCUCAUCUCGAUCCUGUCCUCCUGAUCUGAAAACGUUAAAUAUUAUCUGCAAGUGCAAAAAUAAUAUCCCUGUUGUUAUUAACUGCUCAGGCUCUGAAAAGGACAACAGUACGUCAACUAUUACUGAUAUUACAGAUUUUUUAAAAUCAGUAACAAAAGGUCAAAUAAAAACAUUAGUUAUCGACAUAACUGGCUUGGAAGCCAUUCCAUCUCGAAUGUUUGAAAACUACAUUAUUAUAUUACUUACCAUUACGACUCAAAAUAUUUCAACUCUGCCAAGUGAUGUUUUCUUUGGGGUCAGUAAAGUUCUAGAAAGUCUUAGUCUUCGAAAUAAUAUGUUCGUCCAUGUUCCAUCGAGUUCCCUCAAAGUUUUAUUUAAUCUUCGUGAAUUAGAUUUAUCAAACAACUUGAUUGUGAGUCUAGAAGCCCAAGAUUUCGCUGGGAUGCCACUCCUGGAGCUAUUAUAUCUCAAUUCGAACAUGAUACACUCUAUUGCCGCAAGGACUUUUCAGUAUUUGAAUGACCUAAAAGAGCUAUAUUUGGAUCACAACAAUAUCACAGUUCUUUACAAAGACAAUUUUAUAGGCUUACAAAAUCUCAAACAUUUGUAUUUAGACAUGAAUAAAUUAAUAAGCCUGUCUACUGAUGUUUUUAUUAACUUGCAGGAUCUUGCUGAUGUUUACCUAGAUGAAAAUCUAAUUUAUUCACUAGCGAAUAUGACGGCUGAGUCUUCGAGUAUUCGUAUGAUUUCAAUGCAGAACAACAACUUAAAAGGACAACUGAAUGAAAAUACUUUCAGUGGAAUGCCAAACCUGCGUGAAAUAUAUUUAACCGACAACGAUCUGGAAGAAAUCACAACAAAUGCUUUAUCAAAACUUGUCCAACUCCAGAUAUUAGUUCUGAUUAAUAAUAGGAUAAAAACGAUCUCAAACAAUGCCUUCACACACCUCUGGAAUCUGAUAACAUUAGAUCUAGGUAAUAACCAAAUUCAGAGUUUGCCAAUUACAGCAUUCUAUAACCUUACGUCUCUAAGUAGCCUGUUGAUAAAUAACAAUCAACUAGAAAAGUUGACUUGUGAACAUACUGUAGACCUUCUCAACUUGGAGAUAAUAAAUCUUAAUGACAACAGGCUUUCAAACGUGGAGGCCGGAGCUUUCACACAAAGUUACAACAUAGUAACAAUCAGCCUAAAAGGUAAUCCGUUUAUCUGUGACUGUGCAUUAAAUGAAUUUGUCCUGCUCUUAAAAACAAUACCUGAAAUAACUGAUGCUGGAGAAUGUGCUGUACCUUCACCUUUACUAGGAAAGAACCUGAUUGAGAUAGACUUCGAUUCUAUGAAUUGUGGCAAUACCAGCAUCACCUGUCAGAGUCCUACGCUGCAGCCUUCUGUGGUAACACAUUCAAUCACUUCAUGGCGAACAACAGCUUCAUUGCAAACAACUUUAAAGAUUAUUUUGUUAAGUACAGACUUUGAAGUAAAAAAUAAGGAGCUACCGUUAACAUGGAUGGUGCUCGGCAGCGCACAUAUUGCGUCAUACAGGUGUAUGCUGACGUACAAGAAUGUAGGCGGCAUGUCAUUCGAACAAAAGUUACCUUUAACAUGUCCGUCACUUGAUAAUUCUGGUUCUCAAUCAGUAACACUUCUGGAUAUGCACGAAGAUGUUGAAUAUGAAGUUUGCUUUAUAAUUCUGGAUAAAACCAGUACAGUGGUCAAAAACUGUACUAAUCUCAUUCCUAGGCUCGAAAUAACAACUGUAUUCCCUUCCAGUUCAAUGAAUACAACACAAUCAGUUGGAAUUACCAUUAACACUGCUACCUACGUCGGCACCAACCACUUUUCCGAAAUCAAUACUGCAACUAGCACUUUCGUUGACACAAGCAAGUCCUCUGGUAUUACUUCUGAAACUAGUGCUUUUAUGGAUACAACUGAGUCAUCUCGAGUCUCUAUUCAUACUAGUACUAACGUGAACACCAUUCACUCACCCGAAACCACUACUGAAACUAGUAACUUCGUGGAUACAACUGUACUACCUGUAGUCACUACUAAAAUCAAUAACCUUAUUGACACCACGGAGUCAUUUGUAGUCUUCACUGACAAUAGUACUUACACUAACAUGACUCAACUACCUAAAGUCGCUACUGAAGCUAAAACUCCUAGAGUCUUCAACAACACUAGUAUUUACAUUCAUGCCACUCAACCGCCUGUAGACCCUAGUGAGACUAAUUUUUAUGAUAACAUCACCCAAACACCUGAUUUCAAUACUAAGACACAAUACGUGGACACAACCCGGGCAUCUUUAGUCAGUGAUGAAAGUACCAGUCAGGCACCUAUAGUCAACACUGCCACUGAAGGUAUUAUCAUAAACACAUUAGAGCACGAUACUACAUCAAUAACUUCUAGUCCAAGUUCCUCAACAACUACUCCAGUUAAACAACAUAAUACUACAGAUGGUGAAAGAGCGCAAGGUUUCAACUAUGGGCUUUCAACUGCCUUACAAGACACAAAGUUUAAUUCACUUUUAAUUUCGUGGAAUCUUUACCAGUAUGAAUCGCCAGAUCUCUGCAGUCUUCAAUUGAUGGUCUUAAUGAAUUCAGAGGUUGUUCUUGAAAGAAAAGGAAUGAACUGCACCGUAGGCUCCUUUUCGAUAAAAAAACUUAAGCCAGGAGAAUUGUACACAAUAUGCCUAGUGAUUGACCAUGCAAUAUGGGGUGAAUACAGAAACUGUACUAUGUUUCUCAUGAGUAACAGCAUAGACGACUCUGGAGGCAUUUUACCACGCUCUCUCUUGAUUGGACUCAUCGUGUUAAUUAUCAUGAUAAUAAUUUUAAUCAUAAUUGUAAUUGUGGUUUGCAAAAAAAGAAAAAAAUCAAGACAUACUGACAAGGAAAAAGAAAAAGUAUCCAAACAAAUUAAACUGAAAAAACGCUCUGGGACCUAUUCUGUUAACGACACUUCUAUAAAAAUGUAAUAAACAUUGAAUUGCAAUGCUUAAACGGCAAAGAUGUUGAAUCCAGAAAUUUUGUUGAACUGUAUGUAAUUCUGCACUUUCUUAGUACUGGACUUUCGUCUUCUCUUUCACUUAAAAGUAUGUAUAUUUACAGUAUUAAACUAAUGUGGAACUAUGGA
Limulus polyphemus (Atlantic horseshoe crab) is the source of this 3300-nucleotide messenger RNA. RefSeq lists its product as uncharacterized. The coding region runs from base 131 to 3142 and encodes 1003 amino acids. Gene Ontology annotation, molecular function: protein binding. NCBI's taxonomy places the organism in Eukaryota, Metazoa, Arthropoda, Merostomata, Xiphosura, Limulidae. The transcript is spliced from 2 exons. The record is from RefSeq and is a predicted model, not a curated record.